CAUUGAGGAGAUUUCGGUUCUCUUCAUGUUCCAUAUCCAAAACAGGAAGUAUGUGGAAAUCUCUCCAAAGUGAAAUAAUCCCUGGUUGUCACCAGGGUCACCAGAACUAACGGACAUUGGACAUUCUUGUCCUGGUGACAACUCACUCAAUUUGCGUUCACAGGGCAAACAGAGAAGGGGCGGACUGAAAACUCAUGGGGCCCCCGGGCAAUAGGAAAUCAUGGGGCCCCGUGUCCUCACUCACACUCAAACCACACCCAAAAAAGCCUAUGAAAGGUAGCAGGGGCAUCUCAUGGGGCCCCCUACUGACCCAGGGCCCUCGGGCAGUGCCUGAGUGCCUAUAUGGUCAGUCCGCCCCUGCCUGGGUGACAUCAUUAACC
Molecule: messenger RNA, 380 nt
Organism: Staurois parvus
Lineage: Eukaryota; Metazoa; Chordata; Amphibia; Anura; Ranidae
Source: the annotation of a GenBank genome assembly